UGUCAGCCUGCAUAAAUAGGCAGCACACCAGUCGUAGCCCGCACACGGACCCCCAGGCUGAAACUGUCCACCUCGCCUGAGCUCUGCCAUGGCCAUGGCUCAGUCACUGGUCCUGAGCAUCCUUGUCCUGGUCCUGGCCUUCUGCAUCCUCCAGGUCCAAGGCAGUGAUGGAGGGGCGCAGGACUGUUGCCUCACGUACAGCCGAAAGGAGAUUCCCGCCAACAUUGUCCGCGGCUACCGGAAGCAGAACAUAAGCCUGGGUUGCGCCAUGCCAGCUAUCCUGUUCUCGCCUCGGAAACGCUCUCAGCCAGAGCUAUGUGCAGACCCUAAAGAGGCCUGGGUGCAGAAACUGAUGCGGCGCCUGGACAAGCCAUCAGCCCCACGGAAACCAGCCCAGGACUGUAAGAAGAACAAAGGGGCCACCAAGUCUGGCAAGAAGGGGAAGGGUUCCAAAGGCUGUAAGAGGACUGAGACCUCAAAAGGGCCAUAGCCCAGUGACCAGCCCGGAGCCCAGGAGGUCCCCACCAGUCUCACCAGGGCUUGGAGCCCCAACCAAAGGGACAAGAGAAGCUAGGAGCGAGGGAGGACUUGGGGGCCCCAGAGCAGCCACUUCAUGCUGGCCUUGCCUCACCCCUUCUCCAGUUUCAAUCACCCCUUCUGUAUUCCCACCCUAUCCUGCAUGGCUGCACUGCCCACAUCAGGCCAGGCCUAGAGAGGCAGAGAAGGGCAUGUCCCCUAGGAAGUGUGAGAGGCGGCAGCAGGACUGUCCCCUCUGAGGAAAGGCCACCCAGGGUCCUGGACCUGGCCCUGCUCCACACUACACACCACCCAGCUCUCUUUUCUUUGUAAAUAUGACUUAUACCCAACUAAAUAAACAGCCAUUCUGGCCUUCUUCCCGUG
Molecule: messenger RNA, 900 nt
Organism: Cervus elaphus (red deer)
Lineage: Eukaryota; Metazoa; Chordata; Mammalia; Artiodactyla; Cervidae
Gene: CCL21
Product: C-C motif chemokine ligand 21
Exons: 4
Coding region: 89-490 (133 amino acids)
Biological process (GO): positive regulation of ERK1 and ERK2 cascade; neutrophil chemotaxis; chemokine-mediated signaling pathway
Cellular component (GO): extracellular region
Molecular function (GO): CCR chemokine receptor binding; chemokine activity
Source: RefSeq, a predicted model, not a curated record